CGGAAAAUCAGCCUCGUUCGCUCUGCAUCACUUCCCGCCUCUCUUUCCAAGCGCUCCUCUGUUUUUUCUUCUUCUCCCUGCCUUUCUCGCUUUUCGAAGUCGCCUUUUUCGCCUUUUUCCAGCUUUCACUGUUCACUCGAAAACUCGACCCCUUUUUUUCCUCUCCGUGUGGAGAAGAAAGGAGGAACCUCCGAAGAACGCCCCCGGAGCAGCUCGCGGCGGUAGCGGAGAUGGGUUCCGGGAAUUUCCUCCAGGUCGUGGCCAAGAACUUCGAUGUCCUCGCGCUGCCUGUCGUCACCCUCGUUUACCCUCUGUAAGUUUGGGUUUGAGCUACAUUACUUUCGGUUCGAGGGUCUUUUGAUUUCUUCUCGGAUUUAUGGAGCCCGGUUUCAUCUGUCUCUCUGCUUCUGUCUCUGUCUCUGGCUCUCUUUUCUUUUCUUUGUUUCUGGGUUUUUACUCAGGUAUGCUUCGAUAAAGGCGAUAGAGACCAGGUCUCGCUCGGAUGAUCAGCAGUGGCUCACUUACUGGGUUCUCUAUUCCUUGAUUACCCUCUUCGAGCUUACUUUUGCCAAGCUCCUCGAAUGGUUUCCUAUAUGGCCUUAUGCAAAGCUGAUAUUUGUCUGCUGGUUGGUCUUGCCACACUUCAACGGCGCGGCUUAUGUGUAUAAGCACUACAUCAGACGCUUUUAUAUGAAUCCUCAUGCUACCACAAUGUGGUAUAUUCCGCGGAAGGGCCUUUUUCAAAAGCAAGACGAUGUGCUCACGGCUGCUGAGAGGUACAUGGAAGAACACGGGACCGAAGCAUUCGAAAGGCUCAUUUCCAAGGCUGAUCGAGAACCUCGAGCUAGAAGAAAGAACAACCACAUAAUAUAUGACGAUGACUACAGAUAUUGAAGAAGAACGCGGCUUUUUGCCAGCCGAAGCUGUGAGGAACCCGGAUAUCAACAUAUUAGGCAAUUACAAUCCCCCCUCCUGUCCGUCUUUUUUCUUAAUUCGUGUUGCGGUAAUUCCUCGCAGCUGAGAGCCGAACAUGAUGCUGAGAUUGUAAAGCGUUGCCUGUGUACUGGAGGAGUUUGAUGCUACUUUCCUAACGAUAUGCUUGUGAAUACUGGUUUCUGUGAUCUUCUGGAUGGUGUAAUGAAUCUUUUGAGCUUGUUUGACACUGCAAUUCUUCUGUUAGUUGGCAACUUGAUGCUUAAAGCU
This is a messenger RNA of Eucalyptus grandis, 1203 nucleotides long. Its product is annotated as HVA22-like protein c. The record is from RefSeq and is a predicted model, not a curated record. NCBI's taxonomy places the organism in Eukaryota, Viridiplantae, Streptophyta, Magnoliopsida, Myrtales, Myrtaceae. The coding region runs from base 274 to 894 and encodes 206 amino acids. The transcript has 4 exons.